AUGCUACUUACAAUCAAGGUAUUAUUAUGUUCUGUGUAGGUUUGUAAACGUUUAUUGUUAAGCCCAACUAAUGAUGGGUUAUGUCUGCACAGGAUCCGUCAGGCACAAUGCAGGCUUCGUUGCACAAGAAAGUUCUGCAAGAUCCUGAAUUUGGGAAUCAUAUUGGUGUUGGCUCGGUUAUGGUACUGAAUCUUGUACCAUCAUUACAUGUAUCUCGGGCAAAGCAGUACCUCAGUAUAGUGCAUCGCAACGUCAUCAAGGUGUUUCCGGCUGACAUUGAACCACCAACCAUUGAACUGGUCAAGCAAACAGCAAAACCUGUCAUCCGCCUACCUAUGUGGGCAGAGAACAACAAGCAUGUCCAUGAAAUCCUCAAGAAAUUCAUUCCACCACCAUCUGACAUUCCACCACCAUCUGACAUUCCACCAACAUCUGACAUUCCACCACCAUCUGACAUUCCACCACCAUCUGACAUACCACGUCCAUCUGACCAACCAUCAACGUCCACAGAACCAGCCACCAAUUAGUCAAAUUAUGCUAUCUUUUCUUAUGUAUUUCUGUUAGGCUUAUGAACUUUUACUAUCUAUGGAUAACUGUAAGAUGCUAUUAUGGCAACUUUAACAAGUUAAUCUCCAUAUUUUGUAUGUUUCAGUUGCCUGUAUUUUGUAAUAUUAUGCAUCAAGAUAUUCUAAACCAAUGUUGGAUGUUGGACUUUGCUUUCACAUUUAAAUGAUUUCUAUCUAUGACAUUAAUUACGCUCGGUCCCCUGUGUUUAAAAAGUUGGUGCCCCGUGUUCACAAAAAGGGUUCCCUGUGCCCAAGUUUCUGUACAAAUUCUUGAUUUCACUCGCGUAAUCGUUUACACAGCCUUGUAAACGAUU
Molecule: messenger RNA, 880 nt
Organism: Vigna radiata var. radiata (mung bean)
Lineage: Eukaryota; Viridiplantae; Streptophyta; Magnoliopsida; Fabales; Fabaceae
Product: proline-rich receptor-like protein kinase PERK12
Exons: 2
Coding region: 81-527 (148 amino acids)
Biological process (GO): recombinational repair
Source: RefSeq, a predicted model, not a curated record